Messenger RNA from Athene cunicularia (burrowing owl), 2697 nucleotides. It is a transcript of the gene RNASEH2B, whose product is annotated as ribonuclease H2 subunit B. Lineage: Eukaryota; Metazoa; Chordata; Aves; Strigiformes; Strigidae. The transcript is spliced from 10 exons. Gene Ontology annotation, biological process: RNA catabolic process; ribonucleotide metabolic process. The record is from RefSeq and is a predicted model, not a curated record. Gene Ontology annotation, cellular component: nucleoplasm; ribonuclease H2 complex. Bases 210 to 863 code for a protein of 217 amino acids.
CAGAGGCCGCUACUGACCCCCCUAAGACACCUGACAGCGAACCUUUGUUUACAAAACUGCGCAAUCCAAGCACAGGGGAAGCAACCCUUUACUUAUUCAAUAGUGGUGCACAGCAGCUGUUUGAAGUAAAAGCUUUUCAUGAGGAAUAUCGUUCCUGGUUUAUAGGUCAGACUGUUCAACAAGAUGGGCGCCUGCUGUUUGUUACACCAAUGGACCCCUUAUUUCUGGUACUUUACUACCUCAUAAAGGCAGACAAGGAGCAGCGAGGCAAGUUCCAGCCACUCGAUCAAGUUGUGCUAGACUCAGAGUACCCUAGCUGCCCAUUGCUGCUGAAGUGUGCAGAUGUUAAACAGUACAUACAUCAUGUAACAGAAGAAAAAGAGAUUGGCAGUCAGAAAUUCCACAGAUACAGCCAAGAGAAGACACUGAAGUGGUUAAAGAUAAAGGUCAGUCAAACAGUGAAAGCACUUAAAAGCAACAAUAUAUCUGUAGGUGAAAGGGUACAUGCAGCUGCAUUUAUCAGUGGUAAACAGACCACAGAUACUAAAGAAGACUAUGUACGAUAUGCCCAUGGAUUAAUAUCAGAAUAUAUUCCUGAAGAUCUGAGUAAGGAGUUGCAAAAAUACUUGGGGCUCCCAGAACUUAAAAGUCCAGCACUAGAACCACCAUUGAAGAAAAGGAAAUUAUCAGAUGUCCCUGUGGAAGCAGAAGACGUCUAUACUAAGUUUAACAGCAGCAAUCUGAAAACCAAAAAGGCAAACAGCAAGAUGUCUGCAGCACAGAAGGCUCUGGCCAAAGUUGAUAAGAGUGGAAUGAAAUCCAUUUCUACUUUCUUCAGUUCCAAACCUAAAUCAUCAAAAUAAAGACUUAUUCUUGAAAGACGUUUAUACAGUGGUUAUUUUUCUGUUAAGAUAAAAGACGUCUCCCAGGGUUUUUUUGUUAGUACAGUAUAUGCAGGGCAUGUUUGUGUACAUGGUGGAGUGUGAUGAAGAGACUGAGCUAGAGUGGGACAGAGCUGUUAUGCCUCAGUGGAACAAGGCAAUACAGUGCCGGUAUUCCAGCUUGGGUCAGGAAAACAGCCUAGCUGCGUUAGCAUGGUCCUGUGAGCUGAGAAGCAAGGUUUAACAUCAGGCUGUAAUAUACUGCUGCUUGUUCUAGAGCAAGCUCAGUCAAGGCCACCACGGAGUUUUCUCCAUUGCACUCCAUUCUGGGCUGGAAGCAUUGCCCUGCUUUGAUUUUUUUUAAGAAGAGAUUUUUUUUAUUCAUAAGGAGCAUUAUUUUUUGAGACUUUUGGGAGAUUUUUACCCAGUAUAACACCAGAGUAGAAUGGUAUUGCUAGAUUUUUAUGUUGACCCAAAUCUAAGUGCUGAUGCAAGCGCUGCCAUUGGUGGAAAAUUAUCAAGGCAAAGAUAGUGUCUAUAUUGGGAUUUGGGUUGUUUUCAAUAUGGUAGAAACAAAUUGCAACAAAUAUCAAUGUGCCUGUAUUGCAAUAAAGUGCUUUGUGUAACCAAUUUGCGCUUGUUGUAUUUGUUGUAUGUUUCAAGAGUUGGGUUAAACUUCAGGACAUUUCUUAAGGGGUUUUGGUAUUUUCCUGUUUUAAUCCUUAAAGAAUUACAUUAUCACUUCUAAGCUUACAUGAUAAAUCUCUUAACCCAUGGCAAUAUAGGGUAUUUUUAUGCUCAGUUCCAUGGUCAAUAGGUCCUUACAAAAGUAAUUAGGGAAAGAUUUAUUUUAUUUAAACUGGGGAUUUUGAAGAAGCCUAUUUGGAGCUGUAUUGAAAAGCUUAAGAGUGUCUUAGAUAACAUUUAGUUUCAUGAAGUUUUGUGUGAGGUAGGACUGUUACUUAAACCACACUACUGACUCUUUGGUGUGUUCUUUCCUCAUUACAGAGUAUUCCUAUAUAUUCAGAGGGAUAGCUGCUUGCUAUGUUGCAACAUCCCUGAUUCACAGAACUGCAAAAGAGGUGGGGUCACUGGGAUCACUUGCAUAGGUCUAGCCUGUUCUGCACAACACUCAUCGUUUUGUCCACCAGUUGUUGCACCGAGUCAUUACUGUAGAUCAACUACAAUGUGUGUUUUAGAAAGACACUUAAAAUAUGUCAUUCUUUGUUACUUCAGCUCAGUGGAGAAUCUGCCUAUAUCCCUUCAUAAUGGGAAGUUUCGGAGAAGCUAGGAGUUUUUAAUUUUUGUGAACACUCAUUUUUCCCCUUCAGACUUACUUGCUGCCAUUUACAACCCAUGGAUUACAGUCGUGACUGUCAGGUUAAAGAGCUGUGUGGCUCUUUCACCAGCCCUAUCAGUAAAGUUUCCUUUUCUGACAUUAACUAUCAGACAAGUUUAAAUGUUAAUAGUAGGCGUCGUUGUGUGUGACAGUUUCUAUGUGCACCCCAUUUAGAAUUGCCAUCUUCCUUUUUUCCUACCUUACUUGUCUAGUAAGCAAAGACCAGCCCUGUAGCAGCAUGUAUUGGUUUAUCCAGUGGGUCUUUGCUAUGACUGGGAAGAACAAGUGUUGGGUGAGCCCACAAUGAGCAACUACAGUCAUGAACUGGAAGGGUUAUAUUUUGAAAAACAUUCAGCCUAGCCCAGCAGUUUAUUUGACAGUCAAAAAACCCCCCAACUUCAUAUCAGUAGGAGAAGGCUUGCACCAGUGAUGACAGCUUUUGAAAGCCACCGCUCAAAAGCACAGGAUAAUGUUAUG